Molecule: messenger RNA, 1685 nt
Organism: Melampsora larici-populina 98AG31
Lineage: Eukaryota; Fungi; Basidiomycota; Pucciniomycetes; Pucciniales; Melampsoraceae
Exons: 12
Coding region: 22-1566 (514 amino acids)
Biological process (GO): L-valine catabolic process; thymine catabolic process
Cellular component (GO): mitochondrion
Molecular function (GO): methylmalonate-semialdehyde dehydrogenase (acylating, NAD+) activity; malonate-semialdehyde dehydrogenase (acetylating, [NAD(P)+]) activity
Source: RefSeq, a predicted model, not a curated record
GCUGCUUCCAGUCGAGCUCAAAUGGCAGCUUCUACUGGUACUCGAACGCUUUCAACUUGGAAAGGAACCAGCAUUGAUGGAUCCGAUACGAAACUUUAUCUCAAUGGGAGCUUUGUUAAGAGUAAGACGGAACGAUGGAUCGAUGUCAAUAAUCCAGCAACGCAAGCUCUUUUAACGCGGGUCCCACAAUCAACGAACGAUGAGUUAAAGUCCGUUGUCGAUAGUGCUCAGAAUGCCUACCUCGAAUGGAAAAAUUCAUCAGUCCUCUUUCGUCAACAAGUCAUGUUAAGAUUUCAAGAUUUAAUCAGAAGCAACAGUGAUGAAUUAGCCAAAUCGAUUGUCUUAGAACAAGGCAAAACGUUUUCAGACGCAAAAGGAGAUGUGCAUAGAGGUUUACAGGUCGUCGAAGCUGCUUGUGCUUUACCUGAAUUGUUAAUGGGUGAAAAACUUGAAGUUAGUAAAGAUAUGGAUACCGAAACUCGUAAAGCACCUUUAGGUGUUACAGCUGCUAUAUGCCCGUUUAACUUUCCCGCCAUGAUCCCAUUAUGGAGCAUUUUGUCUGUUGCAUGUGGUAAUUCACUCAUCAUCAAACCGUCUGAGCGGGAUCCCGGUGCAACCAUGAUGAUUGCCGAAUUGGCUCAAAUGGCUGGUUUACCUGCGGGUGUAUUGAAUGUGGUACAUGGAGGAGUGGAUACGGUCAACUUUUUGUGCGAUGAGCCUAGGAUCAAAGCUAUCUCUUUUGUCGGAUCUGAUCAUGCAGGCAAACAUAUCUAUGAUCGAGCAGGUCAGACUGGAAAGAGAGUUCAAGCCAAUUUGGGUGCCAAAAAUCAUUGUGUUGUUAUGCCGGAUGCUGCUCGAAAUUCGACCCUGAAUGCGAUCGCGGGAGCUGCAUUUGGGGCUGCUGGUCAACGUUGCAUGGCUCUAUCAGUAAUGAUCACUGUUGGAGAAUCUUCAACUUGGAUAUCUGAACUUGUCGAACGAGCCAAGUCAUUGAAAGUAGGCAAUGGUAUGGAUGAUAAAACAGAAAUAGGUCCAGUAAUCUCUCCUCAAGCAAAGAAAAAUAUUGAAGAACUGAUUGGAUCAGCUGAGAAAGAAGGUGGUAAGAUCUUGCUUGAUGGUCGUAAUAUCAAAGUAGAAGGUUAUCCGGAUGGAAAUUGGGUGGGACCUACCAUCAUUGAAGGAAAAACAGGCAUGACUUGUUAUGAAAAGGAGAUUUUUGGACCAGUACUCACUGUGAUCAACGUAGGAAGUUUAGAUGAAGCUAUUGAGCUCAUCAAUUCCAACAAAUAUGGUAAUGGUACAGCGAUCUUCACUCGUGAUGGGGCAGCUGCUCGUCGAUUUGAACGAGAAGUUGAAGCUGGUCAAAUCGGUAUCAACACACCUGUUCCUGUACCUUUGCCCAUGUUCGCAUGGAGUGGUAAUAAAGGUAGUGUAUUAGGUGGUCAUUCACUUUAUGGAAAACUUGGAAUCGGAUUUUGGACUCAAUUAAAGACGACUACUGCUUUAUGGAGAGCAUCAGAUGCAGUUGGAAAUCGAGCUGAUGUUUCAAUGCCAACUCAUCGUUGAAGAAAUCGUGUUGAUAUCUCUUAUAUAUGUUGAUGGUUACUUUUUGUUUUGUUGAUCUUUAACUCGAUUUUGUAUUAUUUUCAUGUUCUUGUCUUUUUUACAAUCAAUGUAUAAACCUU